GACCGAAAUAUUUCAAUGCUGUUCGGUUGUGUGCAGCGAACGACCGAAGCGACCGAAACGACCGACCAUUUCAGCCCAGCAGCCCAUCUUAAUAUUUCUAGCUCCACUCCCGGCCUCUUUUCUCUCUCGCUUCCUUCCUCAUUCGGCCACUCCACUUCUUUUCUCUCCUGGCCCUGGACAACACACAGGAGAGAGACAUGCCCUAGGGUUGAGCCGCCGCCGCGCCCCAUCCUCCUGCAACAGCGAGCGCCGCCGCCGUCCGGCGCUCCGGCCGACCGGCCAGCACUCCAGGCCUCCAGCCGCACUCCUUCCCCACCGCAUCUCCAGGUCUCCAACCAACCCCGCGUCGGCCGGCAGCACGCCACCACAGGGAUCCGGCCAGCAAGUGACACGAUGGCAUCCGAACCUGAGUAUGUUCUUGAGGAUGAGCUGAAUGCACGUGAACUUGCCCUUGCGAAUGCCCGUGAACAUGCGGCGGAUGCCCAUAUACUUGCGCUUGCGGAUGCAGAAGCAGAUGAAGCAAUAGCUGCAGGAGUGAAAGCCACGAUGAAAACGGAAGAUGCGGGGGUGAUUCAAAUUGAGGAUGAUGAGGAACCUGUCAAUCCAAAAUUGAGGAAACCGAUGGCAGCAAGAUCAGAGGCCUGGGAGCAUUUUACCAAAGUUCUAGAUUCCAAUGGUAAGGUGAAAGAAGGAUUGUGCAAAGUCCGCUAACAAGUGCAACAACUCUAUGUUAUAUAUGUUCUCUUGUGCUUGUCAUCCGUAAGAUGUUAUUUGUCAAAUUGUGAGUUGUGAGUGUGAGACCAUGAGAUUGAGACUUGCUAUUUGUUGUAAGAAUUAAUGUUCUAUUAUUUGUUUUGAAUUAUAAACUGCUAUCUGUAAGCUGCUCUACUGUAACGUGUUGUGAACUUGUGAUAGAUUGUUUAGUUUUCCCA
This is a messenger RNA of Lolium perenne, 932 nucleotides long. The record is from RefSeq and is a predicted model, not a curated record. Lineage: Eukaryota; Viridiplantae; Streptophyta; Magnoliopsida; Poales; Poaceae.